This is a messenger RNA of Saccoglossus kowalevskii, 562 nucleotides long. RefSeq names its product actin-related protein 10-like. Lineage: Eukaryota; Metazoa; Hemichordata; Enteropneusta; Harrimaniidae. The record is from RefSeq and is a predicted model, not a curated record.
UACUUCACAUUGAUGGCAAAAUAAGAGAGACAUGUUGUGAGGUUUUGUUUGAGCAAGACAAUGAAGAAAUGUCUAUAGCUACAUUGAUACUAGAAUCAAUAUUAAAAUGCCCUUUAGACAUACGGAGGGAGUUGGCUGAAAAUAUUAUCUGUGUUGGAGGUACAUCACUACUGCCAGGAUUUCGACUCAGACUUAAAGCUGAGCUGUUAGAUUUACUUAACAAACCAACCUACAAAAACAGUUUACCUAUUCCAACUAUUAAAUUUCACAACCCGCCUUCUGUUGCCAACUAUACUGCCUGGCUCGGAGGAGCAAUAUUUGGCGCUUUGGAUGUACUUGUCCACAGAUCUGUUUCCAGGGAUUCAUUUCUGCAGCAUGGCAGGCUUCCAGACUGGUCGUCACUCGAUAAUAGCAUUCUUGAACAAGAUCAACAACCUAAAGAAAAGACUCCUAUUGCGCCAUUAGCAACAGUGAGCAGACAAUUCUCCAAAGGCAAAUAAUUUUUUUUUUUUUUUGCAAUCUGCUACGAAUGUAAAGCCAUUAAUUAAAGUUUAUUGUCGGC